Molecule: messenger RNA, 348 nt
Organism: Prorocentrum cordatum
Lineage: Eukaryota; Dinophyceae; Prorocentrales; Prorocentraceae
Source: the annotation of a GenBank genome assembly
AUGUCACGGCUACCCUUCCCCGACGUCUCGGGCCUGCACAGCGUGAAGGUCGAUGGCGUCACCGUCCCACAGGAGGAGGUCGUAAGGGUGAAGGACGAGAUCCACCAGAAGUUUGGCAAGUACGGUGAGAUCGGCGACGUGUACAUUCCGCGCGACCGAAACUUCGCCUUCGUCCGAUUCCGAGAGAAGCGCGACGCCCAGGACGCCGUGGACGGCAUGGAUCGCAAGGAGAUCAACGGACAGGAGAUCUCCUGCUCGAUGGCCAUGCAAGCCAAGAAGCCGCCCGACGACUACCCCGACCAGGGCCGGGGGGGAGCCUUGCAGGUGGCCCCUUGCACGGGGACUUGA